AUGACGUGCGCGGCACUGGUGGCGAUGGCGGUGCUGGUGACGGCGAGCUCAGCGGCGGCGCAGCUGCGGCCGGCUGACGCGCCCCCUGCCAUCAACGACACACGCUGUGGUACGGAAUGCGUUCGCUGCGCCGCUGAUGGAUGCGUCAAGUGCGCUCGCCUGCUGGUUUGGCCUGGAGGCACCUGUGCACAUGACUGUCCUGCUGGCAGCCGUGAAGCAUGGGCCCAUGAUGACCACCUCAUGGGACGAGUGUGCUAUCCUGCGCAAUCAUAUAACGAGGUGAUAGUGGGCGCUGCUUGCGGCGUGGCUGCUUGCAUUGCUCUCGUGGCAGCCGCAGCAGCCUAUGCUCGCUGUAGGACUAAGUCGCGAGCACAACCUCAACCAUUACCGCAACGAACUCACCACGACGACGACACUCGACUCCGGGAAUUCCACAAGCAACUGGACUGCUUACGACCACACGCGUACACCUUGUUGGCGAUACUGAACCACACACGGCAUCAAGUGCGCGAGCUUUAUCAGCUUGGCAACAAUGAUGCUGCAAUGGCUUACAGUUGCAUCCUGAGCGAUUUGGCCAAGUUGCUGAUAUUGUUGAACAAGCAGCAGGUGCCUGUUGUGCCGGAUGAGUGGCCACGAUUGGCUAGUUGGGCUGAAAGAAUUCUGAAACGCUACAGCCGCACAAACGUCGGUCCGCAACAAGAAGGCCAGCUAGUUAAUUUCCUCCCCGCCCCACCGAGCCAGGGCUCCGACUCGGAGACAACUCAGCAAUCUUUUUCGACAUUCAAACCACCUUCGUAUUCUCCUACAUCAUAUGAUAGUAAUAUUUUAGACAAGGACAUAGACUGCGAAUGGAGUGACGCUGGAAGACCACCCAGCUAUUCCCAAGUAGAGAGAGAACGAGAGACCAUUGUCCUCUCCGACCCAUGGGAGAGAAGACCGAUUGUAAGAAGAGAGAGUGUAUGGUUAGAAGACGAAUUCUUCGAGAUGUCUAGGCGACCACAAGACGAACUAACCACUGAACUUUAA
Spodoptera littoralis (African cotton leafworm) is the source of this 1026-nucleotide messenger RNA. NCBI's taxonomy places the organism in Eukaryota, Metazoa, Arthropoda, Insecta, Lepidoptera, Noctuidae. The record is from the annotation of a GenBank genome assembly.